Bursaphelenchus okinawaensis is the source of this 1888-nucleotide messenger RNA. NCBI's taxonomy places the organism in Eukaryota, Metazoa, Nematoda, Chromadorea, Rhabditida, Aphelenchoididae. The record is from the annotation of a GenBank genome assembly.
AUGGGAAAUGUUAGCUUUAGGUAACUAUUUCAGUUUACUUCAGAUUUUGUGUUUAAAUAGUAGAAACAACCCUUUGUGUUAUAGUUUAACCACUUUUUAUUCCAAUCACACUAAUUAUUGACCAAAUUCAGGGAUCAAACGUCAAGUGUAAUAUAAAUUUGUGUUUUGUAUUAAAGCGCUAAAACUUUUUGAUUCAUCAGUAAUAACAGACGUUAGUUCUUUGUUUUUAUCAAGUUUUUAAGUUAUUAUUUGUAUUUUGCGUUUUGUAUUUGUAAUAGUUUUGACGUUUUCGUGUGGUCAACGACCAUUUUUAUGUAUAUAAAACAAAUUUGCCUCGUUAUACGGUUGAAAAUUGCUUUUUAAAAUUAUUUUGUUGCAAAUCAAAUGAUCUUACUGAUUAGAGUAAUUAAGUGCUUUAUUUUAGAUCGGAAUUGAGUAAACAAUCGUGUUCUUACAUGCCAAAAACCCAAAACCAGCAUGAUGAAUAUGGACACGAGGACUUGGUGGACACGUUUUUGAAGUUGAAGCACAUCAAUAAGAAUGUCUUCAGGUAUGUGGUUUUCCCUUUUUUGUUUUGGUUUUUAGAUUUUCAAUUGGAUUUAAUCAAAAAAGUCGUUUUUAGCUCGACCCACCAACUCCCAGGCCGAAAAGAUGGUCAUCGCGUGUACGGUGGCCAGGUCGUGGGCCAGGCGUUGAUGGCCGCCAACAACACGAUCGAUCCUGUCUUUCAUCCUCACAGUCUACAUUGCCAGUUCCUUGCCCCGGCCGACAAAAGCAUACCUAUUGCGUACGAAGUGACUCGAGUACGAGAUGGUCGUAGUUUUGGUACUCGAUUAGUACAGGCAAAACAAAACAAGACUACAGUAUUUACGACGUCAAUAUCGUUUCAAAAAGUGGAGCCAGAUUCGAUUUGUCACGAGCCGGAAAUGCCAAAAGUUCCACCGCCGGAGGAGUGCGAGGACGUCAUGACCUUACUGAAAAGGUAAGAUUUUGUAGAAGUGGUUACAUUUUAGUGUUUGAUGGUCACAAUGGGAUUAAGAGACACCUUGUGAAGAUAUGCCGAAAGUUUUGUGGAAAUCUGUAGCUUUUGUCAAAAGUUAUGGCGAUUUUGUGCACCCUAUCGUAGCAUAUUUGUCAUAUUAGUAGUAAAUCACUGUUUUCUUAUGAGAAAUUCUUCAUUACGCCAUUCUUUUUGCAUCUAUUUUAAUUUUGGUAAACCAUUCUUAUGAUAUAUCAUUUCAGAAUGCUAGACGACCCCAAAUCCGUCUCACCAGAAGGCAAAUUGGCGGCAGAUCAAUAUCGACGAGUACUCGAGCUACCAAACAUUUUCGGAAUCAAAGUGAUAACACCGAGAAAGUACAUCAAUGUUCCGACGAACCGGCCAAUGAAGUUUGCCAUCUGGGUGAAAAGUUUGACUCCACUUGGUGAUGACGAACAUCUACAUCACUGUGUAGCAGCAUUCAUCUCGGAUGUAGCACCAGUAGGAACACCAUUGUUUGCAAAUGCAGCGGCUGGAUUCAGGCUGGGAAUGGCGGCUUCAUUAGACCAUUCCAUGUGGAUUCAUCGACCUGACUUUAGAAUCGACAACGAUUGGGUACUUUAUGAAACGGAAAGCCCUGUGGCAGGUAAGGCGAUCUUAAUGUUUUAAAUUUAAGUUUUUAGGUACAAAAAUGCGUUUUUAUUUCAAUUUUAAUACCUAAAAUUUUAAAUUUGGUCAAUAAUGGCUUGUUUUUCAGCUGCAAGUCGAGCCCUGAUUCAUGGAAAAAUGUGGACCAGAGACGGCCGACUAGUACUGUCAACUGCCCAAGAAAUCCUGCUACGAGAAGACCGUGCCAACGAAAAUGGAUCCGUUUCAGAAUCCCGCAAAAGCUCCCUUAUACCAACAUAG